This is a messenger RNA of Mya arenaria, 5994 nucleotides long. RefSeq lists its product as uncharacterized. The record is from RefSeq and is a predicted model, not a curated record. Lineage: Eukaryota; Metazoa; Mollusca; Bivalvia; Myida; Myidae. Gene Ontology annotation, molecular function: protein binding. The coding region runs from base 109 to 3744 and encodes 1211 amino acids. Gene Ontology annotation, cellular component: ciliary inversin compartment. The transcript has 5 exons. Gene Ontology annotation, biological process: protein localization to ciliary inversin compartment.
CAGUACAGUGCUGAAAAUCGAAAGUAGAUAUUUUCGGAAAUUCUCGAGUCGAUUUCACCUUGAUGCAUAUAGGAGAAAGUGUCCUGCCAGUCAGGUCAAUCCUUAAGCAUGGCGUCUGUGGAUGGGAACCAGAAUGAGAAGUAUUAUCUACGGCUGCACAUGCUGGUGAUGAAAGCGGGCGAAGUGUUGCGAGCAUAUUUCGACUCCAUUGUCCCUCCUGCUAAUCUUGCGUAUCAUCUCAAACUGAAAGCACAUGAACACACAUUAAACAAUUUGAAGAAAAGAGGCAAGCUUUCAAAUAAACAAUACAAUAUGCUCUAUCAGAACCCAGACUCUGAAGAUUUUGACAUUUCUCUUUUAGUUUUACUUCUAAGAAAUGUAUGCAAUUUGAUUCCGAAACACCCCAUAUGGGAUGAAACGAAAAACAAAAAGAUAACAAACACCAUGCGACAAGAUAUUGCAAGCAUUGUGCGGAUAAGAAACCUGCGAAACAAGAUGCAACAUGCACCUGUGGCACACUUAAAGCAAAAGAAGUUUGAAAAGGGUUGGAAUUUACUCGAAGACGCUAUGGUAAAGCUUGGGCAGUCCUGCGGCCUGAACACCUUAAAAAGUGAAAUAGAUGAGUUGAAGACAAAAUGCAUAGACUUGCUUACACCUGAGAUGAAGAGCCUACGAGAAAAUACACGUCUGUUCUUGGAGGAGAGUUGUGAUGCUGACUAUGUCGAAACAGCCCGCUUUCAAGAAGCCAAACGUAUGCUUGAAGAGAAACGCAUCAUCGUGCUAACUGGCCAUCCCGGUGAGGGUAAAACAACCAUGGCAACGAGACUGGCUCUUGCUAAUGACACAAAGCCAGAAAAUUGCGUAAAACUGAGUACUGCGAGUGAUUGGAGAAAAGUUGACUGGUCUUUAAAACUUUUUACAACAGUAAUUGUGGAUGACAUUUUCGGAGGAGGAGCGCUGAAUCAAAAGCUUGUACAUGAUUGGAAGCCAUAUCUGCUGGAAAUGGUUACAGCAGCAAAACAGAAAGAGAAACGAUUGAAAAUCAUUAUUACCACCAGACACUACAUCAAAGAAGAAGCUAUUGCAGAAUUGGACAAAAUAACAAUAUUUAAUGAGAAAGAUGGAAACGUGCUGCUUUUGUCUUCGUCAAAGUUCUUGACGUUCGAAGAAAAGAAAAAGAUUUUGGAGUCUAGAGCAAAGAAAAACCAGUCUGAGAAAAUGAUGGUAGGUAGAGGUAUCAAAUAUGACGAUUGUGUGCGAAAAGCAGAAGGAGUGAUGAAUUUGCAAGAAGGAAAAACUACAGAUAUUGUGUUCGGCUUUCCCCAGUGCGCAACAUUGUUUGUACAAAGCAAAGAGUUGAUCAAAUUGGGUUCUGAAUUUUUUAGCAAACCAGAAAUACACUUUAAAGAGGUUAUUGAACAGUUGUACAAAGAUGAAGAGGGAGACGACAAUACACAAUCAACAAUACAAUUCCGCAAGUUUUUGGCACUAGUGGCUGUUUGGGCUGAGAAAAACAUGAGAUUGAAAGAGCGAGAUUUGCAAAAUGCAUCAAAGCUGUCAAAUCACAUGAAACAUGUGGCCGACUUAUUCGGAAUUUCAAUAAGUAAUGGAUUGUUGGGAACUUUAAAAUCUUCCCUGAAAAGUCACGUUCAUGACCUUUUGCUGUUGAUCGAACAUGCUGGUGAGUAUACAUUCAGUCACAUUGUAUGUGGGGACAUGGUUGGGGUAGUCCUUGGAAGUCACAAAAUCCCUGAAUGCAUUGAGCUCUGCCCAAGAGAUUUUUUAAUGGAACGUGUUACAGUCGCUCAGAACUCGGACGAACUUCGGGUGUUUGUACCGGAAUUGUGUUAUGGUGAUCUCAGUGAAAAAAUUGCAAAAAUGAUUGGCCGCAAGAACUGUAAUUUUGUGUCAAAAGAUCCACCAAAACACGAAUUUCAGCAGCUUCAGCGUAACGGUCCACGCUCCAAUUCCAUCGAAGUAUUCAAUGACAUUGACUUUGGAAUACUUAAACACAGUGCGCUCAACGACGAACGUUUUGUCAAGACGUUUAUCGGGUAUAUCCAAAAAGAGCAGCUCGAUAAGGAUCUUUUUAAUGUACCAGUGAUGAAAAUGACAGGUUACUUUCUAGACUAUGGAAUAAAAAUGAAAGAAAUGGUCAUGUUUCUUCCAGGAUACGCUCUGUACAGAGGGUUUAGCGUAUUGGCGAAAGAGUUGAUAAAGCAAGAAGUUUUUCCAAAGGACCAAAUCGAUCCACUUCUGUUGGCAACACACUCUGGAGAUAUUGAAAUGAUGAAAUUGCUACUGAGCCAUAGUGCCAAAGUAUCGGGCGAUACGCUUUAUGUCGCAAUGCACGCGAAGGGAAAGAUGUUUGAAGCUGAAAAGGUUCUUGAAACAAUAGUGGAGUUCGAGGGAAUUGACAUAAAUGACAAAGGCAACGCUGUAAACGGAAACUAUCCUUUGAUAGUGGCAGCAAGAAAAGGUUUCUCAAAUGCAGUAAAAUGCCUGCUGGAACAUGGAGCUGACCCAAAGGUGAGGAAUGAUAGCAAACUCACAGCAUUGCACAAGGCAGUCAUCUAUGAACACGCCGAUAUUAUCCAGCUUCUUAUUGAUCAUGAUGCCCCUUUGAACGAAAAGGGUGGGAAAUUUAAGAGGACGCCCCUGCAUAUCGCUUCUGACCUCGGCAUGACUGAGAUCGUCAAAACAUUUUUAAAGUACAAAAAUGUCAACAUUAAGAUCAAAGACCACCGUGGGCAUUAUCCGAUAUUUCUGGCAGCGAUCAGGGGUUAUUGUGAAACAGUCAGGGUCUUUUUGAAGCAUGACAUUAGUCAGGAUAGUCUAAGGAUUGCAUCUUACGGCAAGAAAUCUUUCAUCAAGGGCAUGUCACUGUUUCAUGUCGCAGUUUGGAAGAAUGACAGGAAGAUGAUCCAGAUGCUAAUUGACGAGAGGGCUAAUCCAAAUGUGAAGGAUUUCUAUGGACGGACCCCUCUUUACUAUGCCAUAAUGGACGACAAAAAAACGUCAACGCGCAUGUUGUUGCAUUACUCGGACAGAACAAUUGCUGAAAAACAAGGAUACACACCAUUACACGCCGCAAUCCAUAAACAAAAUAUCAAAGUGGUAGCAAAACUUGUUGCUGAAGUAAACGUCAACGCAGUUGAUAAGUACGGUAGAACACCACUGCAUGUUGCAUGCGAAAAAGCGGAUAUAUAUACCGUGCAUAUUUUGUUGAAUACACGUGAUGCAGAUCCGCUUAUGGUUACAAAAAGGGGCGAUACGGUCUUCCAUAUUCUAAGACGAAUCGAUGGAAACACAGGUCACGAGGAGCAUUUAAGGCGGCGUCUUAUUGAGAUGCUUUUGCUUGAGAAAGACCCAACGAUUUUUAAUCGAGUGCAAAAUAUGCCAAACAGGAAUGGAGUUUUCAUUACGGACAUGGAGAUGUUGCGAGAUGUGGAUGAGAGAGAUAUCAGGGAUUUGAAGCAAAGUCUAACAACUGACUAUGGCGAGAUUAGCGACGAUGAUAAUGAUGCUGAUAACGGUGCACGUAAAUCCGCAAAAUCUUACAACCAAGUUCGACAUAGAAUGUUCACAAGGCGGAUCAAUAUCGGAUUUGAUGAUACUGCUUCUGAUGAUGCUUCUGAUGAUGCUUCUGAUGAUGAUGCUUCUGAUGAUGAUAAUGCUUCUGAUGAUGAUGAUGCUUCUGAUGAUGAUGAUGAUGAUGAUGAUGAUGAUGAUGAUGGGUUUUAAGUAAAAGUCUGUUACCGACAUAUCAGUUAACCUUUGUCCGGAGAGAUAAUGCACAAGUCAUAUUUUUCUCUUUUCCUGCACGUUUUCUAUGGUUUAUUUCAUAAAUUAUCAUUAAUAGUGCACUACAAAACUUUCGCUACGCAGCGCUUAUUGUGGUUUUGAGUUUUUAUUAUGAUUGUUCAAACAUACGUUUUGAAUUUGAAUUUGUAGUUAAACUUGGUAUCAAUAUGAAACGUGAGCUUUUACCAAUGUAUUAUUAAAGGGGCUAGACACCAGAUGAUACAAUUGCAAGAAAAAAAGACAAUGUCGAAAACUGACAUAAAUUGACAUCGUUGUUUACAACGCAUUGAAUCUUACUAACUGACGUAUCACAUCGCAAACGACACAUGCAUCUUUCGAAAUUCAAAAUUUUCUGAGGUUGUCUACCACGUAAAUCCCAGCAAGUUGAAAAAUCGCGUCUGUUCUCAUAAACAUGUAUGGUUUUAUCUGGGAAACCCUUAUGUGCUAUUUUUAAAAGAGGGAACACAGAUUAGUCAACAACAUAAUUGUUGCGUGUACCAUCCUUCAGUAUUAAAGACAUUCUGUAAAUGUAUAUCUAUGUCAACAGACAGAAUCGUUUAAUAGUACUCAUUUAAUACUUUUCAAUACAAAUUUGAACCACUGGUGUGAGAUAACUAGACAGUUUUAAAAUACACUAAGACUAAGAUGGCUUAUGCGUGUAUGAUCUGUUUGUGGUGCUGUUAUGUGUGCAUGUGGAGUUUAUAUAUUUGUGUCAAUUGUCAUUGUCGUUUGGGUCCUUGUCUUGUGCCUCUAUGUUUGAUUUUUCGACUACUGGGCUUGUCCCUUUAGUUUCAAUUGUAUUAUUAUUCGUUAUUUUAUGCUUUCCGGUGGUUUAUAGAAAUUUAUCAGUGUAUUACAUUUAAAUUUUCACUGUUUUUAACAGUGAAAUAACAUUUUGAAACAGUGAAACAACGUUUUGAUAUUUCACUGUUUUUUUAAAAAGGAACUACUUUUACCGCAUUUGUCUCCCUUGUUCCGUAAUCAAACGACAGUUGAAGUUGCUCCUCUUGUGGUUACCACAGUAAAUUCAAAACUUUGUUUUCUAAAGUUACUAUAAUAUACAUGUUUUAAGGCCUCUUUUACAGAAAGUACAAAAUAGUGUGAGUUGAUGAAACUUAGUUUUCAAGAAACACCAUUAAAAUACAAAUGAAUCGAAGGCUAGCUUGUAAUUUUGAAAUAUAAUCUGCACUCACAUUUGUUAAUAUUGACGAAAAAGCUCCACUAAAUAUCAGUUGUUGUUUUUUCACCUAAACCCCAAAUCCGACCUUCUACUUUAGCUAUCGUCAUACCUUCCAGUUAAGAGCUCGUUCAUGGGUCAAUCUUAUGAUCAAUCCGGAGAAGAAGCCAAGCUGCCCGAAACAAGCAAAUAUUUACGUGCAUGAUUUUGCUACAUGUAUCCAACUAUAUUUUAGAAAAAAAUCGAGCAGCUGGAUUUCAUUUACAGCAUCAACAAUUUCUGCAAAUCAAAAAUUCAGCAAAUCAAACGCAUAUUCCGGUCACCAGAUAUUCGCCAUAAGUCACUCUCUGUUCGAUCACUCCCCAUCCUGCAAAAGGAAUCUGUAUGAUUUCAUCAGUGAUAGUGCCAACUAAAAACUUGUUAGCUUCCACAUUUAUAAUCAGCAGAUACUUUGAAACAAUGAUGUCAUGUAUUCAAUUUCCAAGUUUUGGCAUAAACACAUGUUCCGUGACUCACUGAAUAAAACAUUGAUUUAUGUAUUCAUAAGCAAUCCAUUUUUAAAGCUUUGUGAGCAAUUGAAAAACAGUUUGUUGUAUAAAGAUCAGUAUGUAAUGUUGAUAUUAAUAAUUGGUUAAUUGUGUGUUUAUAAAAUGGGGUGCUACGUAUAACUGUGUUAUGCAAUUUUACGCUCUUUUAUUCCGGCAUGCACUUUAAUAAUUUAGUUAUGAUGUCAAAAUAUAAGGAACUCAACCUAGUGCAUUGGUCAAAGGUCAUGGUGAUUAAAUAUGUUUAAAAACCUAAAGCCUCCGUUUGAAGCAUAAAAUAAAUUGUUGUUUUAAGUGAGAAAUAGAUUUUAUUACAUCUCGUGACCACCGGAAGUUCAGCAUGUGACGUCGCCACACGUGACAAUAUGACUCACGGUGCUCACUCGAAUGAUCUUCUAUUUUUGGGUGAAUGUUUUAAUUUGUAUAUACUUGCAUAUUAACGUGUACAAUAAAGAUGAUGAAUUAUUC